GAUUGCGUGAAACCGCCAAAGAAAUUAACAAAAUAAUUUGUGACAACCUCCCAACCGAUGAGUGCAGCAUUGGUCCAAUAAUUUCGUAUGCUGUUGACACCCUUAAUCAUCAUCCACUCGACACAACCACAGACAACCAUUACAACUACGGCCAUUACACAAACCUCCCAGACGAAUUAAUCCUAAAAGAAGGGGCAAGAGUUAUGUUCCUAAACAACAAAUUAUUCGAUCACAACAUUUGCAACGGAACAGUCGGAAAAGAAACAAUCUACUUUGAUAUUAACGGAAAUCCAGCGUCAAGACACCAAUUUCCACUACAGAACGCUUUUGCCCUCACUAUCCAUAAAAUUCAAGGACUAAUCUUACCUCAUAUGACAAUAAAUGUCGAUCAAAAAAUAUUCGCAGAAGGGCAAGUCUACGUUGCGAUGAGUAGAGCUCCCAC
This is a messenger RNA of Ambispora leptoticha, 442 nucleotides long. The record is from the annotation of a GenBank genome assembly. Lineage: Eukaryota; Fungi; Glomeromycota; Glomeromycetes; Archaeosporales; Ambisporaceae.